Molecule: messenger RNA, 1614 nt
Organism: Lodderomyces margitis
Lineage: Eukaryota; Fungi; Ascomycota; Pichiomycetes; Serinales; Debaryomycetaceae
Exons: 1
Coding region: 1-1614 (537 amino acids)
Biological process (GO): protein targeting to vacuole; vesicle-mediated transport
Cellular component (GO): fungal-type vacuole membrane; Mon1-Ccz1 complex
Source: RefSeq, a predicted model, not a curated record
AUGGAUCAACCCCAUUUUCUAAAAGUCGCAUCUAAAUCUGCUGCUAGCCUAUUGUCAACCGCUUCAAUCCAGGGGCAGGUUACCUCUACCACUGAGGCUACAACUGCAAUCAAUUACGAAAAUGUGAAUCUGGAAAUACAAUCGAUUCGAAACGGUUCACCAAUAACACAAUUUGAUAACAGUAGUGUGGCAUCAGAGCUCCACUUAUCGGAGUAUAUAGAGGAUUUACCUUUUUUGCCGUCCAAUAUUCGCCAUACACAGCUGUCGCAUGACGAAUAUAAUUAUUUGAAAUUAUAUCCAAAUCCACAGGACUUAAAGGAAGAACAAUACUUUCGUCAAUGCAUCUCCUUAUCCAAAAAAUGCGAUGAGCAUCAGUUCCAUCAAAAGUUGAAGCAAUUUUUUAUCUUGUCUAUUGCAGGUAAACCGAUAUAUUCAAUGAAUGGGUCAGAUUAUGUGGUGAUUGGCUUUAUGGGUAUACUAACCACAAUUCUAUCAACUUUCCAAGAAGAUCUUCACAGAGACUUGAACAGCAUAACACUAGGAGAGGAUAUAAAAAUUGUUGCCUUAAACAGAGCUCCUAUUGUAUUGUUUGCAAUUACAAAAUUGGCACAUGAAUCAGAUAGCUUUCUCAAAUCUCAGCUACAACUACUUUACACGUAUUUGUUGAGUAUAUUGUCAAAAUCAGCAAUUGACAAGCAUUUCAACAAUGGGUUAAAUUACGACUUAAGACGAAUAUUGAGUCCGUUGGAUUUUGCAAACUUGGACGACUUGUGUAUGAAAAUGACGUUUGGGUUGCCCAAUGGUCUCAAUUUUUACUUGAGCCAGUUGUUUAAUUGCCGACAGAGUGUUAAACUACGGUACACUUUGAGGUCCAGGAUGAACAAAAUAUUAAAUACCUACAAGGAUGAUGAUUUGCUAUUUACUAUUUUGGCCAAGUCCAACGUGAUUCUAAAUUAUGUUCGCAAUAAAGCACAUGUUUUAUCAGAACAUGAUUUGAGAUUAUUGUUGUUUAUAGUCCAGUCGAUGAAAAACAAGGAGGAGGACCUAUGGAUGCCAUUAUGUAUGCCAGAUUUUAACAACCACGGCUUUCUUUAUGUCUUUGUUCGUACAUGGAAUCAGAAUAGUUUGAUACUCAUGAGUGGGAACAAAAACUCAUUCUACAAAUUAAAAGAGCUAGCGAGUGGUAUCAUUCUCACAGCUGAAAGGUCUCAGAGCCAUGAAUUUCUCACCGGCUUCCAACGUGAGUUGCUUACGCCAAUAUCGAGUCAAAUUCCAUUCGUCGUCAAACAUUUUCUCUAUAUCGAUAAAAAGCUCAAUCAAUUUGUGAGCAGUGAAGUGCCUCACAACAACAGGAAUGUUGUGCUUCAGUUGAUCAAAUAUUACACGCAGUUGAAAAAUAACAAGUCCAAUUUCCAAUUUAGAGACGUCCUGGUCAAUUACAAGAAACUAACAUACAUGAAGUGGGAAAAGGUCACGGGAAUUAUGAUCACCGAUAAUUCCUAUGCAUUUUACUGUAUUAUUAACGAUGAUAUCGAUUCCAGGAAAUUAAUUGACGUUAGUGUUUCUAUAAUCAAGUGGUGCAAGAAGAACCAAUCGCGAUUAUUCACAAAAUAA